Molecule: messenger RNA, 1779 nt
Organism: Ogataea polymorpha
Lineage: Eukaryota; Fungi; Ascomycota; Pichiomycetes; Pichiales; Pichiaceae
Exons: 1
Coding region: 1-1779 (592 amino acids)
Biological process (GO): intracellular protein transport; vesicle-mediated transport
Cellular component (GO): CORVET complex; vacuole
Source: RefSeq, a predicted model, not a curated record
AUGCAGACCAUCUCUCCCAGCAUAGUGUUUUUGUGCGAUGGUAGCUUUGACAUUCUGGAUGCCAUUGCUGGGAUUUUGAAGCGGAAAAUCUUUCCUUUCAACAAGACCUCAAAAAUCUCAUUAAUUGUCGCUAGUCGGCUACCUUCCACCACAGACCUUGCUAUCGAGAAUCUUGGCAUAAAGGGAGACGUGCAAGUUUACCAUUGGUCGAGCAUCAGGCCCAUAGCACUAGAAUCUGAUAUCCUAGAUCUCUGUUUGCCACAGGGUGGCCUGGGCGAGCUCUUUUCAGGUUCAAUUAAUCCGUUAGACCAGCUAGCUGGGUCUCUUUUGGACGUGGUGAUAAAUUCAGGUUACAAAGUGCGCAUUACAAACACAUUUAUCAAGGGAGAAAACUCUGCCAAACUUUGGGACAUUUACCAACACAAGUACCAAACUCACCUCACAAAAGUCGAGCCAAAAGUUAAAAAGCUGAUCAUGGAUCAGGACGAGACUUUGUUUGUUGACCAACACUCAUUUUUCAACCGUAAUGUCGACUUUAUUUGUCUGGACCGGUCAGUCGACUUGGUGAGCGCGGUGCUUACUCAGCUCACCUAUACGGGGCUAUGCCAUGAGGUUUUGGGAGUGCAGCUGGGCAUGGUGUCAGUACCAGAAGAAAAUAUCAAACUUAGAUUCGGAGACUUCAACGAUGAGAUCUACCAGUUGGUGCGAGAUCUCAAUUUUUCAAUGGUGGGCUCGGUGCUGAACUCUAAAGCACGCACAUUGCAAGCUGAGUAUGACAAACGCAACAACCUUACGGAUAUCGAAGAAAUGAAGAAGUUUGUUGGAGAGCUAAACAAUUUGAAAGAAAGCCAAAAAUGGGUCCAAAAACACACCGUGGUCGCAGAAACUAUAUUAAAAUCUGUGAAGGAUGGUGACCAGGAACGUCAGAUUCCCGGGUUGGAGGUCGAAAUGCCGAACAGUAAUAAAUUCAAUGCGUUUUUGGAGCUACAGCAAGAAAUAUUGAGCGACAGUCUAGACAACAAGCGCAACUGUGCUGCUAUCCUGAAUUACAUGUACCAGUUUGAGCCACCGCUAUCGGAGGUGCUACGAUUAAUGAUCCUCACAAGCAUUGUGAAGAGAGGCAUCAGGGAACCGGAAUAUGAACACAUGAAAACAGAGAUCUACCACAUGUAUGGAAUGGAUGCGUUCAAAAUUCUGCUCAGAAUGAAAGAGCUGAAAAUGGUGUAUCCUCGCGAGAGUCUCUCGUUUUUGCCCACGAGUAUGAGCGAAGAGGUGGUUACUAGUACGCAUCAGCUCAUCAGGGAUUUUUUGUCGAUUGGCAACAACCUAAAUCUUAUGCCCGUGUCUGAUAAGGUGGACCCAGCAAACCCUCAGGAUGCAGACUUUGGGCUUCCUGGGUAUGUUCCUAUUAUUACCCGUCUGGUCGAGGCAAUAUACUCUCGGGAGUUUCUUGCGGCACCGCACGACACGCGAAUCAGGAAGUACGGCUGGGACAAUUUGGAUCUUAGUGCGUUGGAUGGAGAGCUAAAGCAAGAGUUUCUGGUUCCAGAAACUAAAAAAUCCUUGUUCAAUUCAUCGAUCCCCCCCAAAGCAAGCCAACUUGCCGACCGGAAAGAUCUCAUUAUUAUCACCGUCGUGGGCGGAAUGACUUACAGCGAAAUCUCGACUAUCCGAUUCGUCCUAAAGAAAAAUCCUGUUACCAAACCGAAGCAGGUAAUUUUUCUUACCCCGGGAAUUAUUACCGGUGACGAUCUGAUUGACAGUUUAAGAUAUAAGUGA